GUGGUGACGUGGCAGACAGCUGUUCCAUGUGUGUGGAGGCUGUAACCACUGAACAAGUUCAAACCCUGUCCCUGGGUCACUGUCCCCCUCUCCCACCACUACUCCCCCACAGAUUUAUUCCAUUGCCGGGGAAGAAUAUGCAUACACUCUGGUUCCACCGGAACAAGGUGGUGGCUGCCCUUUUUGUUCUCGGAAUUAUACUUCUGAUGUGCUUGCUCCCUUCCAGUCCAAAACAGAAGACUCAAUACUUGGGGCACACAGAUAAACUGAUGAUGGUCAAUCCUCGCCAGCUAAUAACCAAUCUUACCGUCCGACUUGACCAAUAUAAAGGAAGCCUUGUAUUUUACCGUGAAACAUUGGCUCCAGAGAAGGAUUGGAAAACCACACAGCCCAGGUUAGAGGUGCUGCUGCUACAUGGACAAGCUUUCAGCUCCAAGACAUGGGAGGAUCUGGGAACUCUGAGCCUGCUUGCUAGUCGCGGAUACAGAGCUGUGGCUUUGGACUUGCCAGGAUUUGGGAAUACACCACACAUGGAGAUUGGGAAAAACGACCAGAACAGAGCAGAUUUCCUGCUGGCAUUCCUGAAUGCUCUAGGACUGAAGGCACCUGUCUUAAUCAGUCCAUCGAUGAGUGGUGGUUACUCCAUUCCAUUCCUGAUGUUACAGAACCAACGAGUGAAGGGCUUUAUUCCUAUAGCACCAGUGAGAACAAAAGAUUACAGUUCUGAGCAAUACAAAAAAAUCCAGACUCCAACUCUGAUUGUAUUUGGACAACUGGACAUGGGUCUCGGGAAGGAAUCCCUGAAGAAUCUCAUGCAACUUCCACAGAAUACAAUUAUCGAAAUACAAGCAGCAGGACAUGCUUGCUACCUUGACGAGCCAAAGCAGUUCCACAAAGUGUUACUUGAAUUUCUAACUGAUCUAGAGUGAAGAGACUAUUCUAGUGAUGCUCACAUUUUCAGAUCUCUAUAUCAGCGCUGACCAAGCUCACGUACCAGUGCCCUGAAAGCCUCAGUUUACCUAUUUCACUCGCUCGCUCGUUGGCUCACUCACAAUUUGUUUAUUUCUCUAGGAUAGUCUCGUAGUCGGGUCCUUUUUAAAGAUUCAAACUGUUGUAAAGAAUUCUGAUAAAACAUUUUUUUGCUUUUUCUUUUUAAAAACGUUGUAAAUAUAUCUUGGCAUGAAGGACUCCCAAGAUUUUUUUUCCAAAAGAACUGCUCUUCUUCCUUUUCAAAGUCUUGGAGUUUAAAAAUAAAGCUGUUCCUGUGUUUUUGUUCCCCAAA
Molecule: messenger RNA, 1282 nt
Organism: Callorhinchus milii (elephant shark)
Lineage: Eukaryota; Metazoa; Chordata; Chondrichthyes; Chimaeriformes; Callorhinchidae
Gene: abhd14a
Product: abhydrolase domain containing 14A
Exons: 5
Coding region: 27-929 (300 amino acids)
Cellular component (GO): cytoplasm
Source: RefSeq, a predicted model, not a curated record